GUAUACAUACGCAUGGUUGACCACCGAAGCCCUAUGUUAUAACACGAAUUAUAACAAUAGUGAAGCAUUUCAAGUCACUGCGACGGACACACUCAAACAGAGAGCUGCGAGGGUUUAUAAGCGAGUGUUGGGACAUCGGAGGGCAUUCCUGUGUCGUCAGUCCUGGAUACCCGAGCCUCCGCAAUGUGGAAAAUACUCGCGUUAGCCUUCAUCGGUUCUGCGUCUGCGCAGAUCCCAUCUUUAGGAUGGUGCCCCGACUUUCAGCCAAUGGCCAACUUCAGUAUGAAUCGUUUCCUUGGCACUUGGUACGAAGCCGAACGAUACUUCACAGUCAGCGAGCUGGCCAGCCGCUGCGUCACGACCAACUACGUCAGCACCCCAGAAGGCAGGAUACUCGUCGCCAAUGAAAUUAUUAAUUACUUAACUGGUGUGAAACGAGUUAUGGAAGGUAGCCUCCAGAUGAUCGGACGUGAAGGCGAAGGACGUAUCAUGGUGAAGUACUCCUCGUUGCCUCUCCCUUACGACUACGAGUACAGCAUUCUAGAUACCGACUAUGACAGCUUUGCGGUCAUGUGGUCGUGCAGCGGCUUGGGACCAGUGCAUACCCAGAGCGCGUGGUUACUUACACGUGAUAGACUGGCGUCUUCGACCGUGAUGCAAAGGGCUUACGCAGUGCUGGAUAAAUACAAGAUCUCCAGAGCUUUCUUCGUGAAGACCAGCCAGGCUGACUGCACGGUGUUGCCUGAUCCUGCUGCUAGUCCCAUCGCUGGGAAGAACGCUGGACUGGCAAAAGAGGCUGUGAAAGAACUCGAUGCGGAAAUACCCGCAUUAGAACCUGUCAAGAUGUCAGUGCUGCGGGCCAUAGCGGUGUUUCUUUGCGGACUAAGACUAUGCAGAUCGCAGUUAGCUUUCCCAGGAAACUGUCCAGAUGUCAGUGCUAUGACGGACUUUGAUCCAAGUCGGUAUACUGGCAAGUGGUACGAGGCAGAGAAGUAUUUCUUCUUAUUCGAGUUCGGAGGCAAAUGUGUGACAGCAAAUUACGACACUAAAGAUGAUGGAGUUAUGACAGUAACCAACAAGCAGCUAAGCAGUUUUACGGGCAUACAAUCAGAGAUUGAUGGUGAAGCGACUCAAAUAAGCCGGUCCGACGAGGGCAAGCUAUCCGUUCGAUUCCCGUCUCUGCCAGUAAACGUUGCAGCACCAUAUUGGGUCGUAGAUACUGACUAUGAUAAUUAUUCUAUUAUUUGGAGUUGCAACGACUUCGGGCUCUUCCAUACACGUAACGCAUGGAUACUGACUAGAGAGAGAAAUCCUUCACUUUCAGUAAUGGAGAAAGUCUACAAGUCAUUGGAUAAGAAUAACAUUAACCGUUCCUACUUCCUUAGGACUGACCAAUCUAAUUGCAUAGAGGACAAUGAUUCAUAAAACAUGGAAAGUAUA
Molecule: messenger RNA, 1440 nt
Organism: Galleria mellonella (greater wax moth)
Lineage: Eukaryota; Metazoa; Arthropoda; Insecta; Lepidoptera; Pyralidae
Exons: 9
Coding region: 184-1425 (413 amino acids)
Molecular function (GO): pigment binding
Source: RefSeq, a predicted model, not a curated record